Messenger RNA from Aspergillus versicolor CBS 583.65, 4098 nucleotides. RefSeq lists its product as uncharacterized. The record is from RefSeq and is a predicted model, not a curated record. The transcript is spliced from 7 exons. The coding region runs from base 1 to 4098 and encodes 1365 amino acids. NCBI's taxonomy places the organism in Eukaryota, Fungi, Ascomycota, Eurotiomycetes, Eurotiales, Aspergillaceae. Gene Ontology annotation, molecular function: oxidoreductase activity, acting on the CH-CH group of donors; flavin adenine dinucleotide binding.
AUGUUGGUACCCCGGUGGAGCACGACAUGCUGGACCUCUUGGGCUAUUUGUAUGCUGGCGUGGAUCCUGGAAACCGGCGGUGAGACUACGAUACAACAACAGCAACAGCCAAUAUGCCUCGCGAGGGAUUGGAGAGAAGCCGAAGCCAGCAUUUUGCAGUGGCCAACCUGCAUCGAGACGCAAUGGGAUCGUAGGAGGAACGGCGAACUACUCGCACCAACGCCGACGCCACAAGAUCAAGAUCCUGCGAAAGUCAUACCGGAAUCAAGUUCGGCUACAGUAUCGGUAGAGACAGGCUCAGCGGUAUCACCACCAGGACGAGAAAAAGAGCAGGAACUCGAUACAGACUCGCCACUCGAUAACGUCAACUUUCUCUCCUUCGAAGAUUGGAAAAAACAAAAUCUGGCCAAGGCAGGGCAAUCGGCGGAGAAUAUCGGUGGGAACCGGCGGGCUGGCACCGUCGAGAAGGACCGACGAAGGCCGACGGGUAUAAAUAAUGCACUGGACUCUUUUGGAGAUGAUGCAGAGAUUGAGCUUGAUUUUGUCGGGUUCGGGACCGAUGCGUCGGAGGCUGCGAAGACUGCUUCAGCCUGGGAGACGCAGGUUCACUCGGGCGCAAGCGAUGGCGCGCCAAUACCCUCAGAUAUGCCCCGUACUGUGGGUGCUGAUGUGUCAGAGCAGGGUGUCCCUCAAGCGGCUGGUGAGCGCUCGAAGGACGCUGGCACCACCUGCAAGGAGCGGUUUAACUACGCCUCCUUUGACUGUGCUGCGACAGUACUGAAGACGAAUCCCCAGGCGCAGGGGUCGUCAUCUGUCCUGAUCGAGAACAAAGAUAGCUAUAUGCUGAAUGAGUGCCGUGCUAAUAAUAAAUUUCUGAUUCUGGAGAUGUGCGAUGACAUCUUGGUUGACACUGUCGUUCUCGCCAACUACGAAUUCUUCAGCUCGAUUUUCCAUACGUUUCGGGUCAGUGUCGCGGACCGGUACCCUGCGAAGCCAGACCAGUGGAAAGAACUGGGGAUUUACGAAGCGAGGAAUACUCGUGAGAUCCAAGCCUUCGCUGUUGAGAACCCACUCAUUUGGGCGCGCUAUCUACGAAUCGAGUUCCUAACGCAUUACGGAAACGAGUUUUACUGCCCGCUGAGUCUGAUCCGCGUUCACGGGACUACAAUGUUGGAAGAGUAUAAACAUGAUGGAGAAGCUAGAGCUGAGGAAGAUGCGCCUGAAGAGCUCCUGGAGCUAGCUCAAAAGCCAGAGAAUGCCUUGGAGAAGACUGACACGCCGCUACCAGAUUCACCUGAUGCCCUCGUGGACGCUGUUGAAAAGCACACUCCCCAAACAUGUCCCAAUUCUGCGACACCAGUUGAACUGAUGUUAGUGGGUUUGACUGAUUUACACAAGUCUGAUCUCCAGGAUGCCCCGAAAGAAUUCCCCGCUUCUGAGGGCAGUACCGCUCCAACAUCCGGUCAAGUCGCGCCGAGUAGCCCAGAGACCCCCCCCUCGACUGGUGACAGUGUCAGUGCCAUUCCAUCUGAUACUGGGGACUCUAAAGCCCAAGGCGUCCCCAGUACAAGUACUCAAGCCUCCAUGAAUACUACCUCUACCGCUGUUUCAUCUGACGCAGCCCCUCAAAAUGCGACCUCUGACGCGGACACCCGCUCUACUGGUGUUUCCAAAGACGAACAGAGUGCCGAGUCGACGCGAGUGAGUACAACGCAGCCGCCGUCGGCCAACCCAACGACGCAGGAGUCUUUCUUCAAAUCGGUCAACAAGCGUCUGCAGAUGCUGGAGACUAAUUCAAGUCUGUCCUUACAAUAUAUUGAGGAGCAGUCUCGGAUCCUGCGCGAUGCAUUCAACAAAGUCGAAAAACGACAGCUAUCCAAGACAUCUACGUUCCUGGAGAACUUGAAUGUCACGGUAGUGAAUGAGCUGAAGCAGUUCCGUGAGCAAUACGACCAUGCAUGGAGAAGCGUGGCACUGGAGUUCGAGCACCAGCGAAUCCAGUACCACACCGAGAUUCACUCCCUGAGCACUCAGUUAGGGGUGCUCGCGGAUGAGCUGGUGUUCCAGAAGCGGGUAGCCGUGGUCCAGAGCAUCGUGGUGCUUCUCUGUUUCGGCCUUGUGCUCUUUACUCAUGGCGCAGCUGGCGGUUACAUUGACCUUCCACGCGUACAAAACAUGGUUUCCCGCUCAUACAGUCUACGAUCGUCCUCCCCUGUCUUUGGAUUGAGGUCGCUCCCGGGGAGCCCGGGUUCGACCCGUCCCACAUCAUCCUACCACACGACGGGUCACCGUCGGCAGAUCUCAGAUGAGUCACAGGGCGGGUCAUUCAGCCCGGCCGUUGCAUAUGCACCUCCCACUCCAACUUCGGACAACGACUCCGGAUUGAGUGAGGAUGUGCGCGGGCCUAGCCCGCCAGUGUCGGCAGAUCCUCGGUCUGUAUCGGAUGUUGUUCUCCCGUUGCUCAGAUCUAACAGUAGCCCGCCGGAUUUUAAUGGGGAGAAUGAAGGAGAUGACGAAGGAAACUCUACACCCCUCGCUGCCCGCUCGCCUAACACCCACCUUGCUUCCUCCAACAACGAGCAGGACCUGAAGGCUGCGUCAACCACCAUGAACUCAAUGGACCACCACCGUCAGGUUCUCCAGGGAAAGCUGGACAGCCAGGAAAAGCCACAAACAUACGUCUCUCCAUCCGACGACAUCAUGAGCCCCUGCUCAAAGAAACUCAGCGACCUCAAGGGAAAGCGUUUCAAGAAGUAUGUCCCUCUUCAUCCAAUCCCCCCUAUCGCCCAACCCUUCGUCAGCGACCGCGCGAAGAAGACCCUUGAUCUGGUCGAAGAAUUCGUCGAAAAGGAAUGCAUCCCCUCCGAAGCCCUCUUCUCCGCCCAGCUUGGCGUAGGCGAGCAACGAUGGAACACCAACCCCGCCGUCAUGGAGGAGCUUAAGGUCAAGGCCCGCAAGAUUGGUCUGUGGAACAUGUUCCUGCCCAAGAACCACUUCUCGCAGGGCGCCGGGUUCAGCAAUCUUGAGUAUGGAUUGAUGGCGGAGUACUUGGGGAAGAGCAAAGUUGCGAGCGAGGCUACGAAUAAUGCUGCGCCCGACACGGGUAACAUGGAGGUAUUCGCCAAGUAUGGCAAUGACCAACAGAAGGCACAGUGGCUGUCGCCCCUCCUGGAGGGGAAGAUCCGGUCUGCGUUCCUGAUGACGGAGCCGGAUAUCGCUUCUAGUGAUGCGACCAACAUCCAGCUUGACAUUCGCCGUGAGGGCAACGAAUAUGUCCUCAAUGGAUCUAAAUGGUGGUCCUCCGGCGCUGGUGACCCCCGUUGCCAAAUCUACCUCGUCAUGGGCAAGACCGACGCCCGCAACCCUGACCCCUACAAGCAACAAUCCGUCGUCCUAGUCCCCGCCUCCACCCCCGGCGUCACUAUCCACCGCAUGCUCAAUGUCUACGGCUACGACGACGCCCCCCACGGCCACGGCCACAUCACCUUCGAGAACGUCCGCGUCCCCCUGUCAGCCAUGGUCCUCGGCGAAGGCCGCGGGUUCGAAAUCAUCCAAGGCCGCCUAGGCCCUGGUCGUAUCCACCACGCCAUGCGCGCCAUUGGCGCUGCCGAGCGCGCCGUCGACUGGCUCAUUGCCCGCAUCAACGACGACCGCAAGAAGCCCUUCGGCCAGCCUCUCUCCUCGCACGGUGUCAUCCUCGAGUGGCUCGCCAAGUCACGUAUCGAAAUUGACUCCGCGCGCCUGGUCGUCCUCAACGCCGCCAUCAAGAUCGACCAGGGUAAUGCCAAGUUUGCGCUCAAGGAAAUCGCCCAGGCGAAGGUGCUUGUGCCACAGAUUGCGCUGGCGGUUAUUGAUCGGGCUGUGCAGGCUUAUGGUGCUGCGGGUGUGAGUCAGGAUACGCCGUUGGCGAACCUGUGGGCUAUGAUCCGGACGCUGAGGAUUGCGGAUGGGCCUGAUGAGGUGCAUUUGCAGCAGCUUGGGAAGAGGGAGAAUAAGUCGCGUCGCGAGGAGGUUGUUAAGCGGUUAGCGUGGCAGAGGGAGCUGAGCGAUAAGAAUUUGACUGCCAAUGGGUUCCCUAAGACGAAGAGUUCGCUUUAA